AUGUCGCCGCCCCCUGAAAAACCAGCGGCAGACGCCAGCAAAACCGUCGUCAGGGGCGCCUCCCUUCUCAUCAUCCUCCAAAUCGGCUCUCGCGCCGUCACCUUCAUUGCCAACCAACUGCUUCUUCGCUUUCUCACCGCUCAGCUGCUCGGCGUAUCAACACAGCUCGAGGUUUACUACCUGUCGGUUCUCUUCUUCGCCCGGGAGAGUCUGCGCGUGGCAGUCCAACGCCAGGAGACCCGCCCUAGCUCCAGCAAACGAGAUGACGAGCUCAAGACUCGAGUAGGCCGCGAAAGCCAGGCCGUCGUCAACCUGGGAUAUCUCGCAGUUCUUCUGGGGUUUUUGGUCACGAUUGGUCUGGGAUGGCUCUACCUCUCAUCCGCCGACAAUGUAACACGCAACACCCCGAAUUUCCUCCUCGCCCUCCGCUUGUACGCCGUUGCUGCCGUGCUUGAGCUUCUUUCCGAGCCCUGCUUCGUUCUCAUGCAGACACGACUGCAGUUCGGCACGCGUGCAUCGGCAGAGUCCAUCGCUACCUUCUUACGUUGCAUCGUUACCUUUGGCAGUGCCUUUUGGGCGUCAAGAGUCGGCAUGGAGUACGGUGUCCUGCCUUUCGCCGCCGGACAGCUUUCGUACGCCCUCAGCCUCUUGAUCGUCUACCUUUGGUCGGCUUCACGACUUUCAUCCACGGAUGGUUUCUCGCUCCUUCCCAAAAGUUUGGGCUCCGGUCAAGAAUAUGUCGCCUCCUACUUCUACCGGCCGACCGUCAGCCUGGCCUCGAGCAUGAUGGCCCAGAGCCUUGUCAAGCACGUGCUCACCCAAGGCGACACCUUCCUCGUCUCCAUCUUCUCCACGCCCAAGUCUCAAGGCGUGUACGCUCUAGCCAACAACUAUGGAGGGCUGCUUGCUCGUCUCAUCUUCCAACCCAUUGAAGAGAGCAGUCGCAGUUACUUCAGCCGUCUUCUCUCCUCGCAGGACACCAAGACCAGCAAGCCGCCCAAGGAGAACACCGGCACGGCCAGUCAACACCUCCACACCCUGCUCAAGUUCUAUGUUCUGCUCUCCGCAGUAAUUGUGAGCAUCGGCCCCGUUGCCGCCCCGCCGCUACUAUCUCUCGUCGCUGGCAAGCGUUGGGCGAACGAGGGUGCCGGCGACGUCUUAGCCGUUUACUGCUACUACAUUCCCCUGCUCGCCAUCAAUGGUGUCGCCGAGGCUUUUGUGGCAUCCGUGGCGACCGAGGCACAGGUGCACCGGCAAUCAGCCUGGAUGGGCGUCUUCUCCGUCGCUUUUGGAUCGGCAGCCUUUGUCUUCAUGCGCGUGAUGGAUCUCGGAGCUUCGGGUCUCGUCUUCGCCAACUGCAUCAACAUGCUUUGCCGCAUCGUCUGGAGUCUUGCGUUUAUCAAAUCGUACUUUGGCGCCUUUGAAACGCCAUUUGAACUUUUUACAUUGCAGCCUAACGCCGUCACUUCUAUCGUUUGUCUGUCCGCGCCACACAUUAUCAGACGCGUGACUGGUAUUGCCCCGGGAGCUGCCACCUCAUUGAAGGAUCUGUUCGCCAUCGGCGUGGCCUCUGUGCCAGUCGUCCUGUUGAUUCUCUUUGCGGAGCGCAAGUUCCUCAUGCAGUGCUACAAGUCGGCCCGCAGACCGAGUGCUGCAUAG
Messenger RNA from Colletotrichum karsti, 1659 nucleotides. RefSeq lists its product as uncharacterized. The record is from RefSeq and is a predicted model, not a curated record. The coding region runs from base 1 to 1659 and encodes 552 amino acids. Lineage: Eukaryota; Fungi; Ascomycota; Sordariomycetes; Glomerellales; Glomerellaceae. Gene Ontology annotation, biological process: dolichol-linked oligosaccharide biosynthetic process; glycolipid translocation. The transcript has 2 exons. Gene Ontology annotation, cellular component: endoplasmic reticulum membrane.